AUGUCGUCCGGAAAGAGAGCCAUUCAUCAUUCCAACGAUGAUGCCCCGAAUAAGAGAUUCGCCGUACAGCCUUCGAGCGAAUCCAAACCCAACACAGAACGCAGCACUGAAUUCAGCACCAAAACCAGCACUGGACCUAACACUGGACCCAGCACACAAUCCAGAUCGCAAGAGCCUAUCGCUUCUCGAGACGAUGAAGAGCCGAAGAGGCCUUCACGAGCUACCAUUACGCCAACCGAAACAGGCGCGCAAGUUCCUAUAAUCCCAGAACGUUUCGUAAACAGGACCGACUUUGAAAUCCAUUGGCCUGAAAUACGAAGAGCGCCCAUACAAUGUACCUCAUUCGGUCCCGAAAACGUCCCAGUUGAUCUAAUCAUCUGCCGUGGGGCCUAUGACGACAAGGAACUCUCAGAUCGGACUUACGACGAUUUCGCGGCCGGAUUUGCACAAGAUUUAAGGCUCCUCUACUUCAAGAAGCGCGUGCGAUAUCGUCAGAACCCUGAAUGUUUUCAAACUAUCGUGAACUGGCUAAACGAGGUAGGUUAUCACUUCAAGGGCGCGUUUGGCGGACGCCGCGAGAUAGGUUUAUCGGCCGUGCAAGCGACAACCCAAUGGAGCAAAGGAAAGAUGCCGAAUCAACUACGACUAGUCCUAUUCAACUAUACACCGUCACCUGGGGACCCUCUGCUUCAGCUGCCAAGGGAGGUGAAGGAAGUGUUGUUCAUCUACGGAUUAAGGGGCGACCCCACGUAUGAUCCGAGUAAACUGGAACCUAUCAGAGAGCACAUAAGGACAAACGGCGUGGACAGUCAGGUACUGCUGGUAGAAAACGCGGGUGUGGAUAUGGCGAUUGAGCCAGAGCAGACGUCGAGCUUUGUUGGUAGAGAAUUAGGGAGAGCGACCGCGCGCUGGAUGAGCGGACAAUUCCCGCAUUGGAGGCAGGAAGAGAUGGACGAGGAGCAAGAUAGAGCCGAAACCUCCCACACCGUCGAGCAACCUCAGAUGAACGAGGAGUCAUUGUCAGACGUGGAGCUUCUUUCAGACGAGGAGCCUCUCUUAGACGAGCAGUUACUGUCAGACGAGGACUCACAGCCAGAGAUACCCAGGAUGGAUAGUUGGCUCAUUAGGUUCGUUACAGUAUCUGACGAGCCUCGCAUAGAGUGGGUGGUGCAUCCUGGGACUCAGACGACGGCGUCCGAGGCAACCACAUCUAAUGACACCAAUGCGUCUCCGCGAUCAUCUCUUGUGGACACACCCCAUAAGGCAGUGCGGAAUGACUACAGUAGAGAGUCGUAA
Mytilinidion resinicola is the source of this 1296-nucleotide messenger RNA. RefSeq lists its product as uncharacterized. The coding region runs from base 1 to 1296 and encodes 431 amino acids. NCBI's taxonomy places the organism in Eukaryota, Fungi, Ascomycota, Dothideomycetes, Mytilinidiales, Mytilinidiaceae. The transcript has a single exon. The record is from RefSeq and is a predicted model, not a curated record.